AGUGGCUGGUGGACUGAGUUGUUAGGGUACCGAUGGCGGUGUGUGCCAGGCUGUGUGGGGUUGGCAAGUCGCGGGGCUGCAGACGUUGGCAGCAACAGGAGAAGGAUACAGGCACAGAUACUGAUCCAGAGCUUGAGGAGGAAGAAGAAGAACGUAUUGAAGGACGGAUGGAAUUAAAUUUAACAGCUACCCCGGAUUCAACAAAUGAGGCUGCAGUGCCCAGCGCUGGGCACAGCCCUCCGGGGUCGCCUUGUCGCUCCUUACUUGACCUGCCACCAGAGAUUCUAGUGGAGAUAUUUUCCUCCCUCCCUGGUACUGCGUUACCAAGCUUAGCCCAGGUAUGCAAGAAAUUCUGGCACAUUCUCAACACCGAUACGAUUUGGAAAAGGAGAUGCAAGGAAGAGUAUGGAGUGUGCGAUAAUAUGAGAAAAUUAGAGCUUAGCGGUGUGAAUUGCCAAGAUCUUUAUGUAAAACGUGUGGAGCCACGAUUGAAGUCACGCCGCUUUGUGAAAGUCCUUCCCGACUGCAAGCCUAUAGAAUACCAAAAUGUUUAUAAGAGACUUUUACAUCGGUACAGACACAUCCUUGGGUUAUGGCAGCCAGAUAUAGGACCUUAUGGUGGCCUGCUUAAUGUUGUGGUAGAUGACAUGUUUCUCAUUGGAUGGAUGUAUUUACCUCCUCAUGACCCCCAUGUAGAUGAUCAUAUGCGAUGCAAGCCCCUCUUUAGAAUUCACCUAAAGGAGAAGAAAUCUGCUACGGUGGAAUGCAUGUAUGGCCACAAGGGGCCACACAGUGGACAUAUCCAGAUUGUGAAAAAGGAUGAAUUCUCCACAAAGUGCAAUCAAACAGACUUUCAUCGAAUGCCAGGGGGUCGUCAGGAGGAAUUCCGGACAUGGCUGGAAGAGGAGUGGGGACGGACCCUGGAGGAUAUUUUCCAUGAACAUAUGCAGGAACUUAUUCUGAUGAAGUUCAUCUACACAAGCCAAUACGAUAACUGCUUGACAUAUCGUCGUAUCUACCUCCCUCCUUGUGGUCCAGAUGACCCAAUAAAGCCUGGUUUGUUUAAGGGAACCUAUGGCAGUCAUGGACUAGAGAUUGUCAUGCUCAGCUUUCAUGGGACAGUAGCGAAAGGCACCAAAAUUACAGGAGACCCAAAUGUUCCAGCAGGUCAGCUGACCAUUUGUGUGGAUCUCACUCGUCCUAUUUACCUGCCCAGCAUUGAACAGCAGAGGAAUUUUGAGGAACUGUCACGCAUUGUCCUAGAAAUUCAUGAGCGGGUGCAACGAGAACAGCAGAGUGGAAGAGGAGAACAGCCAUCAUCGAGAAGAACAGGAGACCUCCCAGUGAGACCUUCACAAGAAGAUAAUGCAGGAGAGAAAGUUAAAGUGGAAGCUGAAGAAAAAAUCGAUCAAGCUGCAGUUCAGGAUGGGCUUGUAGAUGCAGAAGGUGCACAGUCUGAGUCAUCUGGGCACCCUUUUGUGUUACCUGCAGGAGUUGUGGCAAGAAAUGAAGUGUACCCUAGAACGUGUCGAGUAUGUUUUUACGGAACUGGAUUGAUAGCAGGACAUGGCUACACCAGCCCCGAAAGAACUCCGGGUGUGUUCAUCCAGUUUGAUGAUGAUCGCUUUGGGUUCAUUUGGCUGGAACUGAAGUCCUUCAGUCUGUACAGCAGGAUCAAAGACACGCUGCAAAAUGCAGAGGCUCCUUCUCAAGAGGCCUUUGAUGAAAUGCUCAAAAGUAUGCAGUCAUGGACAACAUGAUAACUAGAAAAUACUGGAUGAACUAACAGAGACAAAGCAAAUAAUUACACUGUUGUAAUUUUUUUUAAUUCUGACCUCAGUACCUCUUGGUAAUAGGAAAGUAAAGCAUGCACUUUUAAAAUAUGGCCAUGCAAAGGAAUUGCACACUGCUUAUACAGAAUAUUUGAUUAAUUUUAAAGAAAUGCAAGAUUGUGCCAGGCAGAGCAUAGCUAUCAGAUGUUUAAUACUGAGGAAUCUGUGACCUUAAAGGACAUUUUUAUCUUUUAAAUGUUUUUAUUCAGAUGAUGGCCUACUUAAGGAUACAGUUUCAAGGAAGCUGUAACUAAAGCUGCAAGCGUAGGACUUAAUCUUAACUAAAGAACCAGUUGAGUUACACGUGGCAGUAAGAGUUACUUGAAACAUUUGACUGGUUAUUUAAAGGAUUUGUCCUAGUUUAUAAGUGAGAAGCAUACUUCUUUUUAGUAAUAAUUGUCUGAGGCCGCGAGUUACAUACAUAAUUAGAAUAGUUUGAGUCCUCUGCCCAUCUCCCAUGUGUGUAACUACCCCAUGCUUCUGUUUGCCCUCUUGAGAACUCACAUCCUUGUUUAGAGAAUUCCGAUAACAAGCAGCAUUUUGCAUAAUUUGAGAGUAGCAUCCAUCAUUAAAAUAAAAAUUCAGUAACAAUUUUUUUUUCCACUGCCUUUCUCUUGUGGCACCACUCUUUGGCCCAGCUGUCCCUACAAUUGCGUACAUCAUCUGGUAUGGAGGAAGACAGUACGUCAAACUUCACACUACUAAAUAUUACCUUAUGCUAGGCCGUAUUAGUAAUUGGUUAACUAUUGAAACAUAUUCUGAUGUUAUCCAUGUUCAGAGAAAUGCUGUGGAACAAAGUAAUUCUAGUGUUAAGUGUAUACUGAAGCAAUUGAUCAAGUAGAUUCUUCCCAAGUAAUCAGACUGACAUUACACAAUACUACUCAUUUUCUUAUCAGUUAUUUCCUUUUUUUACCUUUCACACUUGAACUCCAAAAAUGUUUUCUUGUUCAGUCCCUAGACAGAUUUACUGUCUUGUCUGGUUUAACUAAAGGCUGUCUAACUGCUUCUGAAUGAGUUUAAAGCAGUGUAUUUUACUUUUAUUGUUUAGGAAACAAGGACAGCUUCUUUGUCAAUACCUUUCAUUUGCUGCUGAUGCCACAGGAUGUCUUGUUCAAUAAAAUAGCCAUGGACAUUGUGUUCUGUGGGCUGUUCAUAUUUUUCCCAUCAUGCUGUGUGUCAGCCACUAGUGCUGUAAGAAAGGCCUUGACCAUGUUCUUCAGUGAGCAGAAAGCAACCAACAGAGCUAUUCCCUUUUUCAAAUGAGGGUAUUGGAUUCAGACACUUAGAUACAUGAAACUAGCUGCAAGUCUUAGGUAACAUUUUCACAGUGAUAAAGGCAGUUUCUUGCAACCAUGAUCAGAAAUUACUUUUUUAUGCUUUAAUAUUUUCUUCAAGGAUUACACUGUCUUAACUUCGGUUACUGCAUUUUUCCCCAUAAAUAAUUUUUGGGUCUGUCAGGCUUUCCAUGCUGAUUUGUUUUCUCUGGCUUCAGUGUGCAGAAAAGCCACUAAGUUCUGAACUAAUGGUUACAGCUCUGCCAUUAUAAGCUUUGAAAUUACAUGGAAUACACCAUUUUGUUCAAGUCA
Messenger RNA from Protopterus annectens (West African lungfish), 3418 nucleotides. It is a transcript of the gene FBXO31, whose product is annotated as F-box protein 31. The record is from RefSeq and is a predicted model, not a curated record. The transcript has 10 exons. Lineage: Eukaryota; Metazoa; Chordata; Ceratodontiformes; Protopteridae. Bases 33 to 1760 code for a protein of 575 amino acids. Gene Ontology annotation, molecular function: protein binding.